AUGUGCAUGCAAGACUCUCCCGUUGGGGUCAGAGAUACGGAUUAUAAUUCGGUAUUCCCUAUGGGUGUCAAUGUUGUCGCAACAUGGAGUCGCAAUCUAGCCUAUGCUCAUGGUCAAGCUAUGGGGUACGAACACAAGCACAAGGGCAGUACCGUGCAGCUUGGCCCGGUCACUGGUCCCUUGGGACGAUCACCUGAGGGAGGACGCAACUGGGAAGGUUUUGCCCCUGACCCAGUGCUCUCUGGAGUCAUGUUUGCGGAGAGCAUCUCCGGAAUUCAAUCUCAAAAUGUCAUUGCCUGUGGAAAGCACUUUAUUGGCUAUGAGCAAGAGCACUUCCGCAGCGCUGGGAAUGGAUUCUUAUAUCAGGUCAAUGAGAGCUAUAGUGCUAAUCUUGAUGACGUGACAAUGCAUGAACUGUACCUUUGGCCAUGGAUGGAUGGUGUUCGCGCUGGCAUGGGCUCCGUAAUGUGCUCAUAUAACCAAAUCAACAACAGUUAUGCAUGCCAGAACAGCUACAUCCUGAAUAAGCUUCUGAAGGCUGAAUUGGGCUUUUAA
Molecule: messenger RNA, 555 nt
Organism: Penicillium atrosanguineum
Lineage: Eukaryota; Fungi; Ascomycota; Eurotiomycetes; Eurotiales; Aspergillaceae
Exons: 3
Coding region: 1-555 (184 amino acids)
Biological process (GO): glucan catabolic process
Molecular function (GO): beta-glucosidase activity
Source: RefSeq, a predicted model, not a curated record